GUAUUACAUGCUAUAGAAUCAAUUGCAUUACCUGUCGAUGCUGCAUAUGAUAUUAGAUGCCGCAGUUAGAUAAGCACAAGCCAUAUACUGUAUGUUAGAGCAGUAUUGAACCUCAGGACAUCAUCAUUGUCAGGGAAAGGACUAUUGGAAAUUGAAUUUCUGGAUUCAGUACACAGUCUCUACAGUUGGCGCAUAUUUCAGGCAGGAAGAAUCCUCGGCAAUAUGAUGAAAGAAGUGGAUAAUGAGGAUGUGUUUUAUGAUCUACUGAGGAAAGCUGGCAACAAACUUGUUGUGGUUGACUUCUGGGCAUCCUGGUGUGGCCCUUGCAAAAUGAUUGGUCCCCAUUUUGAGAAACUGUCAGCUGAUGAAGAGUUUAAAGAUGUUGUAUGUAUUAAGGUGGAAGCGGAGGUGUGUGAGGAUUUGGCAGAGGAAUAUGAAGUCGAAUGUAUGCCAACAUUUGUGUUCAUUAAGAAAGGAGAGAAAAUAGACACAAUGCUAGGAGCCAAUAAGGCCAAGCUUAGAGAGAUGAUGACACAGUAUAAGUGAUUGUAUAAACAACAUGAAUUGCAUAUAGGAUGAUUCAAUCAGGGUGCAAAACAAUUCAUUAUUUGUGACAACUGUUGGUGCAAUCAAGAGUACGAGUCAGAUAUUUCCAAUCAUGCAAGCCUUUCAGUAUAUAGGAAAAUAAUGACACCUUGUCCGCAAACCAAUUUUCAAACACCCUGUAUUAAAAAGAUUACAUUUUAGUUGUUGUGUUUGUGUUGUUACAUAAUGGUAAUCUAGUACAGCAAAUGGAUAUAUCAUAUGUACUAUUUUUACAAUAAGAACACCUCAAUGGGAUUCAAGAUGCAUCAUUGACUCGUUACACUGUCAAAAGGGAUUAGAAAACGAUGAAGUUUAUCCUUAUG
Messenger RNA from Owenia fusiformis, 908 nucleotides. NCBI's taxonomy places the organism in Eukaryota, Metazoa, Annelida, Polychaeta, Sabellida, Oweniidae. The record is from the annotation of a GenBank genome assembly.